Messenger RNA from Chroicocephalus ridibundus (black-headed gull), 4458 nucleotides. RefSeq names its product dual specificity testis-specific protein kinase 2-like. Gene Ontology annotation, molecular function: protein serine/threonine kinase activity; ATP binding. The record is from RefSeq and is a predicted model, not a curated record. Lineage: Eukaryota; Metazoa; Chordata; Aves; Charadriiformes; Laridae. Gene Ontology annotation, biological process: actin cytoskeleton organization; protein phosphorylation. Gene Ontology annotation, cellular component: nucleus; cytoplasm. The transcript is spliced from 10 exons. The coding region runs from base 804 to 1841 and encodes 345 amino acids.
ACAAUUGUUUACAAUUAUCCAGAAACAGGUGCCUUAUUUGCCUUGCUGAGGGUGUCAGAAGCCCGUUAUCCACUGGAUUUACCUCCCCUGCAUCUUUGGAAGUAACUAGAGACAAGCGAUGCGGGAGAAGGGGAAGGAUGACAUACGGCUUUGGGAGAGUGAGAGCCUGCUGCUGUAGAAGGCAGAAAGGAGAACAGAGGGAGGGGACUGGAGAGAGAAGUGUGAGAAUCAGAGCAGUGGAAAAGGAAGACAAUUUAGCAGAGGCACUUGGGGCUUGGAGUCAAAUUGGGGAUACACGGCCUGGAGGAGGGUUGCUGGGGUGUUUCCUUGUUCUGUGAUUCUUUAGGGCUUGCAAUGAACUGUAGGCACCUGCCGAGGGAGGACCCUUUUAAGAUUGAGUGUUUCCUGCUAGCACGCCCAAGCCGUGACCCUCUGCAGCAGUAGCUCAGCCCUGCCUGGAGCUCUGGGCUGACGGGGGUGGCAUUAGUGUCUGGCACGUGACCUGUGCUAAAAGCCCAAUUUAGACACAGUGGCUUUUAACCCAACGUAAGCUGGCUGAGCAAGCCCGAGUCCUCUGCACUUUUCCUGGGCUGCACUAUCAUGUGUUGAAAGUGAUGUAUCCUAUCUAUCCUAAACCUUUAGAAAGUAUAAGUCAAUAUAUGCUGAUUUGGCAUCUUUAAGUCCUAGUCUAAAGAAGUCCGAAUACAACCUGCCUAGGCAGGCCUAAGCCCAGGGUGAAUUAUCCAGGAGACAGUGCCCAUCGGUGCUUCCCAGUGCAACGUGUGCUGCAGGCUGCUGCCCCCAUGAUGUGUGAGGCAGGGCUGAUCACACCGGAGCCCUCUGGCCCCAUGCAGUACUAUGGCGAGUCGUCUGACACCUACUACCACGUGGACCGCUGGCAGAGGCUGCGCACAGCUGUCAGGAAGCUGGAGUUCUGGGAAAACUUCAACGCUGAGCUGAUAGGCAGCGGCUUCUUCUCCAAGGUCUACAAGGUGACCCAGGCUGCUUCUUGUAAAGUGAUGGUGGUGAAGAUCUACAAGAAUGAUGUGGACCAAGAGGUGAUUGUGCGUGAGAUCAGCCUGCUGCAGAAGCUGUCCCACCCCAACAUUGUCAGGUACCUUGGUAUAUGUGUGAAGGAUGACAAGCUCUACCCGAUUCUGGAGUACGUGAAUGGGGGUUGCCUGGAGGAGCUCCUGGCCAGCAAAGACAUUGCUUUGACAUGGAAGGAAAAAGUGGACUUAGCUUCUGACAUCACCAGAGGCAUGAUCUACCUGCAUUCCAAGAACAUCUACCACCGAGAUCUCAACUCCAAGAACUGCCUCAUUCGAGUGACGCCGCGGGGCCGCGAGGCGCUGGUGACCGACUUCGGGCUGGCCAGGGAGGUGGUGGAGCUGCCUGUGAAGGAUGUGGAGAGGAAGCUGUCUCUGGUGGGCUCUGCUUUCUGGAUGGCUCCUGAGAUGCUACGGGGAGAGCCCUAUGAUCGGAAGGUGGACGUGUUUUCCUUUGGCAUUGUCCUCUGUGAAAUCCUGGGCAGGAUCCCAGCUGACCCCGAAGUGCUUCCCAGGACUCAGGAUUAUGGCUUGGAUGUUGCUGCCUUCCAAGGAAUGAUCAGUGAAUGCCCCAAGCGGGUGAUGGAUCUCACUGCUAGCUGCUGUCGGGCUCUGCUUGAAGGCAAGGGGUUGGGGACAUGGCUGUUUCCACGUUUCCCUGGCCAGGCUCCGAUGAAGAGCUGUUGCAUUUGGACAGAUAUUUUGUUCCUGCUGCCAGUCUCAGAAAAAGUCCGUGGAGCCAUCCACUCAUCUCUGGACAGCCUGCCAGGGCAGAAGGCAGAUGGGUCUUAAUGGAGAAGGAGAAGGAAAAGUUACGCCUAAACCAAUUAGAGGAUCUUCAGUGCAAGAUGAACAACGACAGGGAGAUUUUCACCCAAGGUCAUUUUAUCAUGAGGGUGUUCCAGUUGUCACGUGAGCUACAGCAGAUGGAUUGACAAAGUCCCUUUUGGGGAAAAGGUUGUUUGUUUGUGUGCAUUUGCUGGGGAUUCCGUAAAAUAUAGCGGUAGUCCCUCCUCGCGCACCUCUGGACUAUGGGUUGGUAAUAACCAUUAAUCGUAACAAAAUAUUGGCAUGGUGAUUAGAAUUAAGGACAAUAUUUACUUUGAUAGUUUAGCAAUGUAUGCAUAGUCCUGGAAAUUCACUCCAUAAUUUUAACACUCCUCGUUUCAGUGCCAUUAAAGAAAAGCAUAAAAUAAAAGUCUGGGAUUAUUUUGGCUCUAACUCAAACCAAAAAUCCUCAUACAAUAUAUUUCCAAAAAAAACUCGAGGUUGAUAUUUAUUUCUGUGUUUUAUGCUUCACACAUUAAAUACUCUAGUUUAAAGACCCCCAGACUUUCACAGUCAAAAAGCCGGUGUGACAAGAUGUUUUGGAGCUCUUUUUGCUGCUGGCCGGCGCAGGGGCAGGGAGCUGCGCGCCCGCAGGGGUCGGGACAGCCUCACUCCUCUGCUCCGGGCCACUCACCAGCCAGCCGCCUGCCACCUUAAAAGGAAUGUAGCUUCGAUAUCUGUCUGUCAGAGUCCCAGGACUUUCACUGAUUUGUUUAUCGAGAGUCCCAGCAAAGGACCUUCGCAGCAUCAGAUUCACAAGAAUCAAAAUUAGUUAUUUAUUGAGAGCGACAGAACAGAUUCGAGAUUGCCGUUGAUAAAUUCACUAACUACAAUAGCGCUAUUAAUGAAGGUUAAUAUUGCUAGCAAACACAAUAACAAUACAACCUGGGGUAACACUCCCCAGAGGGUGAAGGCACUGACCCAGCACGGCGUCUGGCCUGGGGCGGAGGGAGAGAAUGCAGCCUGUCUGCUGGUCCGUCAGCUAUCGAGUUUCUUCUCUCCCAAUUUAACAGUCAUUUUCACCAUCUCCUUAUCCCCAAAAUUACAAGGUUUCCCUCCCCUAGGUGACGUGUAGUAUGAUUUGGGUUGAGAGACAAGUGCUAGAGUGCUAUAUAUGUUUAGCAUGAUCUCUAUAAUCUUCAUUAGCACAUACAGGGGUGUCAAAUUUAAUAUGCAUUUCACAGGUAACGAGACAAAGGUCAGUCAUGGGGCACGGUAGCCUUUCAAAGAGGCAAAGAACUACACAGGUUCCUGUUACCUUGAUUUUACUGUCUUUGCUGACGAGAAGUAGGACUGUCCUGUCUACACAAGGCAGCUCCCUCCUCGUCUUCAUCCCACGAUGGCUGGACAAGCCUCCGCUCCCCUGGGUUGCACAAGCGUGUCCAGAGGAGAGCGACCAGGCUGGUGAGGGGUCUGGAGACCAGGGCAUGUGAGGAGAGGCUGAGGGAGCUGGGCACGUUUAGCUUGGAGAAGAGGAGGCUGAGGGGAGACCCCAUUGCCCUCUACAGCUACCUGAAAGGAGGGUGCAGAGAGGUGGGUGUUGGGCUCUUCUCCCAGGGGAAUAAUGACAGGACCCGAGGAAAUGGGCUGACGCUGCGUCAGGGGAGGUUUAGGUUAGAUAUGAGGAAGAAUGACUUUACUGAAAGAGUGGUCAGGCACUGGAACAGCCUGCCCAGGGAGGGGGUUGAGUCACCAUCCCUAGAGGUGUUUAAGAAAAGUCUAGAUGUGGCACUUCGGGGCAUGCUCUAGUGGCAGAGAUUGUAGGGCUUUUUUUGGUUUGUUUGGUUGGGUUUUUUUCGUUUUGGGGUUGUUUUGGUGGUUUUUUGUUUUUUUUUUGGUGUGUGUAUGGUUGGACUUGGUGAUCUCAAAGGUCCUUUCCAACCAUGAAGACUCUAUGAUUCUGUGAUUCUAAGAGUAGCAAAGCCAGUCUUAAUUGUUCUUUGAGCACAGAGAUUUCACCUCAUUAUCCAAAUUCCAGAGCACCCCAUCCAGGUCCACCUCGUGGAGCACAGCCACGGCGCGGCAGUCCCGGGGACGCACCAGCCACGUAGGACCCACCUCUGGCUACCAGCUCCUGGCAGCUUGUUGCUCCCACGUAGAUGUAAAACCAAGAAUUAAUUACUGGUGAGUGAACUGGAAAAGGAAACUAGAAUUGCUGGCAAGGUUGUCACAGUUUUAGGGGUUUUAAAACUGUAUAAAUACAGGGAAAGGAAAGUGCUGACAAUAGUUGGGUAGAACUCAGCUGGGCACAGGUCUUAUUCUCAGGUUGUUUAUUUUUAGAUGGAGAUGUACACAAGAAUUUAUUCAGAGACACAUAUUUCUGUCUAAAGAGACUGACCGAAGCACAUGUUCCCCAAAUCCCAUCAUUUCAUUUCAGCUCGAAGCAGCUUUUCCGUUUGGCUUUUUUUUUUUUUUAGGUUUUUUUUUAGAUUUUCUAGAAUUUUUUGUAGAUCCUUGUAGAUUUGUGUACCUUCAGUUGCAAAAUGAAAUUUUAUUACAGACAUGAUAUAAAAGACCAGACGAUAUAAAACACAACAAAAAAAAGAGACAACAAGAUGGGUUUUUUGGGAAACACCCACCU